Zerene cesonia (dogface butterfly) is the source of this 1133-nucleotide messenger RNA. RefSeq lists its product as uncharacterized. Bases 97 to 1077 code for a protein of 326 amino acids. NCBI's taxonomy places the organism in Eukaryota, Metazoa, Arthropoda, Insecta, Lepidoptera, Pieridae. Gene Ontology annotation, cellular component: nucleoplasm. The transcript is spliced from 2 exons. Gene Ontology annotation, molecular function: nucleic acid binding. The record is from RefSeq and is a predicted model, not a curated record.
CUUUAUGUCAAAUGUUUCAAUUUCUGUUUACUGAAGUCAAAAUCAUAACAAUUCAUUGAAAUUAAUAAUUUUACCUGAUUUAAAGCAUUCUUAGAAAUGAUGGAAAAUGGUAAAGUAUUACUGCCUCAUCAUGAACAACAGAGUUUAUGUACGACGAGGUUGCCUUACCGACAGGGACGGAAGUUAACUGCAGUUAAGGCUUACUCCAUAACAAACGAAUCAAACCAUCUUCUCAUAUUUGGUGUGCCGUCUCUAAAUUUGCGUCAAGAAACGAAAGCGCUGUUUGCAAAGUUUGGUAAAUUGCUACAAUUCACAAUAUCAACUCAACAUGUUGCUGAAGUGUUUACGGAGAACUACCACGCCCAGUUUGAGAAACUACAGUCAGCAAGGCUUGCUAAACGAAUGCUUGACACUAAAAACUUCUAUGGGGGAUGUCUGCACGUGUGUUACGCGCCCGAAUUCGAAAGUAUAAACGAAACGAAAGAAAAAUUGCUGCAACGGAAACGGGAUGUCAUAUUCCGUUUACGAAAUUUGCAAAUGGAUAUUUUAAAAGAACAAAAUGUCUGUGUAACUGCACAAAAUGAAGUGGAUUUAGCAAUUAACUCUCAGAAUGAGGUUAAAAAGCUUAAUAUGGGUGAAUAUAAUACUAUAAGUAUGGGUGAACCUAAGAAACGAAAAAAAUAUAAUGAAUGCGGUAAAAAAAAGUCAAAAUCAAGUGUAAUAAAGAGUGAAGUACAGGGUAAUGAGCAAUUGUAUAAUUCAAAUCAAUUUGUUGGUCCGUUAAACAAAUGUGAAUUAGAAAUAACGAAAAAUUCAGUUAAUGGAAUAUGUUCAGAAGGUCCUAGUACUAGCUUUUCCAAAGAUUUUAGUGUUCAAAAUAAGAGAAAUGUAAAUAAAUGUACAGAUAGUCAAAUAAAUACAGAUAACAUAGAAAUAGUUGAUUGUACAUCUGUGGAUAUGGAAACGGUAACAAAUAUAAACGAACAUUUGAAUUACAAUAAAUUUGGCAAUGAAGUUAUUAGGAGAGUUCCCGUUAAACCACUGAAUAAAAUAAAGUUUAAUUUUAAUAAAUCAUGAUUAAUGUAUUUUUUAUUUUAUGCUAGUUUUCUUAGUCAAAAGGCAACCUUGCAUAG